CGCAUUUUCCAAGUGACAAGCAAUUAUGAGAACGCGAACAUAACCUAAUCGUAAUUGUAGAGUUAGUCUUGACUCUUAAUUUGUUGUCAUCCCUAAUAUUGUUCAAGCGCUAGUAUUGUAGUGGAAUUGAGUUUAAUCUCCAACAUAGUUUAAUUUUCGGAAAUAGAUAUUCGAACACGGUAAUAUAAUCCUCCUUCAAAAUGAUUGAUGUCGUAGCAAAUAAGGUUGUGGUCCAUCCUCUGGUGUUGUUGAGUGUAGUGGAUCAUUUUAACAGAAUGGGAAAAAUUGGAAAUCAGAAGAGAGUUGUGGGUGUACUACUAGGUUCUUGGCGUCCUAAAGGAGUUCUUGAUGUAUCUAACAGCUUUGCUGUGCCAUUUGAUGAAGACGAUAAAGACAAAAAUGUGUGGUUCCUGGACCAUGACUAUUUGGAAAAUAUGUACGGCAUGUUCAAGAAAGUUAAUGCUAGAGAGAAGGUGGUCGGCUGGUACCACACAGGACCCAAGCUCCAUCAGAGCGAUGUUGCGAUCAAUGAGCUGAUCCGGCGUUAUUGUCCCAACUCUGUGCUGGUCAUCAUCGACGCUAAACCCAAGGACCUUGGCCUUCCUACUGAGGCUUACCGGGCUGUGGAGGAGGUUCAUGAUGAUGGUUCCCCGACGUCCAAGACUUUUGAGCAUGUACCCAGUGAGAUAGGGGCAGAGGAAGCAGAAGAGGUUGGGGUAGAACAUCUGCUGCGAGACAUCAAGGACACAACCGUCGGAACUCUCUCACAGCGCCUCACUAAUCAGCUGCUCGGUCUCAAAGGCCUCCAUCUCCAGUUGCAGGACAUGCGAGAUUAUUUGGUCCAGGUCGUAGAAGGCAAGCUACCGAUCAACCACCAAAUCGUGUACCAACUCCAAGACAUAUUUAAUCUGUUACCGGACAUAGGCCGUGGGAACUUUACUGAUUCGCUUUAUGUCAAGACAAACGAUCAGAUGCUGGUUGUGUACCUUGCGGCACUCAUCAGAUCAAUCAUCGCCCUGCACAACCUCAUCAACAACAAGCUCAGCAAUCGAGACGCAGAAAAGAAGGAAGGUAAGAAGGAGGAGAAGCCUGUCGUCAAGGAAGAGGAGAGCAAGAAGGAGGUCAAAGCGAAGUGAGCUUAAUUAGUUUUUGUGUUUCUUUGUUUAAUAAAUUAUUUUCAGUACUCUAA
Molecule: messenger RNA, 1189 nt
Organism: Homalodisca vitripennis (glassy-winged sharpshooter)
Lineage: Eukaryota; Metazoa; Arthropoda; Insecta; Hemiptera; Cicadellidae
Gene: Rpn8
Product: 26S proteasome non-ATPase regulatory subunit 7
Exons: 5
Coding region: 201-1136 (311 amino acids)
Biological process (GO): proteasome-mediated ubiquitin-dependent protein catabolic process
Cellular component (GO): proteasome regulatory particle; proteasome complex
Molecular function (GO): metallopeptidase activity; protein binding
Source: RefSeq, a predicted model, not a curated record